UCCCCCCCUCUCUUUCCAUGGCCUUCACUUUUACCAAUCCCCUUGUUUGUUUGGUUCACAUGGGUAUGGGAGGAGCUUAUAGGAGAGAGAGAGAGAGAGAAAAAAAAGAGACAAGUACUGUAGUGGGAGAAAGCAAUUCUACUGAGCAUCCCCACUACAAGCUCCUCUCCCAAUAAAAACCACACCCCCAUCUCUCUUCUUCCUCUUCUUCCUCUUCUUCUUCUUCCUCCUCUAAUUUGUCAUUGUUUCCCCUCACAGUUUGUUUUAGGUGAUGAUGGAUGAUUAUGAAGCAACAAGAAUUGUAUACUCAAGGCUUCAAAAUCUUGACCCUGAAAAUGCUUCAAAGAUCAUGGGGCUUCUUCUUCUUCAAGACCAAAGUGAAAAAGAAAUGAUUAGAUUAGCUUUUGGCCCUGAACCUUUACUCCAUUCCAUCAUUCUCAAAGCUAGGAAUGAAUUGAACUUCAACCCAUCGUCUGUUUCUUCUUCUUCUUCUUCUUCUUCAUCAUCAUCAUCAUCUUCUUCUUUAAGGCAUAAACUCAAUCUCCCAUCUCUUGAAAUUCCACUUCCAAAUCAUUCUUUUCCAAACCCAGAUGAUGAAUUUCUCAUCACACCCACCAAUAACAACAAUAAUCCCAAACCUUUUUACAACACCAAUGGAGGAGGAGUUGGAGUAGGAGGUGAUUUUGUGGAUGAGUUUCAGUUUCAAGAUCAUCAGCAUCAGCAUCAGCAUCAGCAUCAGCAUCAUCAUCAGCAUCAACAUCAUCUCUCUUUCCUUACAGAUUGCUCUGUAAAUGAGAACCCAGAUUUCUUCUACCCUGCCCCGGCAAGUCCUGUCGGCGGAAAUUGGGCGGAGGAGGGGGGUUUGGGGCUUGGAUGGAGGCCGUGUCUUUACUAUGCUAAAGGGUUUUGUAAGAAUGGAAGUGGGUGUAGGUUUUUUCACUCCGGUGACGGUGGAAGGGCGGAGAUAGUUGAAGAGUGUAAUGAUGUGGUUCUUCUGCGGUCGAAUUCCGGUGUGCAGCAGAGAAUGGGAGUGGGAUCUGUUAAUGGUUUUUUUCCUUAUUCGCCGACAACGGCUUCUGAAUUGCUUCUUCAACAGCAGCAAAACGAAAUGCGAAGGGCGGUGGCGGGUUUAUCGAUGGGGGAGGAAUCGAACAACUCAGGGAGAUUCCGGCUAGAAAGAAGUGAUUUUUCGGGCGGAGGAAUGGGGAAUCCGGCAGCCAGACAAAUUUACUUAACAUUCCCAGCAGAAAGCUGUUUCAAAGAGGAAGAUGUGUCUAAAUAUUUCAGUAUUUAUGGACCAGUUCAAGACGUGAGAAUCCCAUAUCAGCAAAAGAGGAUGUUUGGAUUCGUAACUUUUGUAUAUGCGGAAACGGUUAAGCUUAUCUUGGCUAAGGGGAACCCUCAUUUUGUAUGUGAUUCUCGUGUUCUAGUUAAGCCUUACAAGGAGAAGGGCAAAGUCCCUGACAAGUUCAGGAAACAACAACAAAUGGAAAGGGGAGACCUCUCACCAUGUGGUACUCCUACUGGUCUUGAUUCUAGAGAUCUUCAUGAUCUCCAUCAUGGUGCAAGAAUGUAUUACAACAGUCAAGACAUGCUGUGGAGGAGGAAACUAGAGGAACAAGCUGAUUUGCAACAAGCUCUUGAACUUCAAGCUUUAAGAGUAAUGAGUUUGCAACUAGCUGAUGUCAGAAAACCUCUCCAUCAUCACACUCCUCUUUCAACAUGUAGCCCUAUUCCUUCUCCUAAUCCCUUCAAUCAAACUCUUUUCCAUUCAAUUCCUACCAACUCACAACUUCUCCAAGAGAACGGGUCAAACCAUUUGCCCGAGAUUCGUGUCGAGCCUCAAGUGAUGAACAAUUUUGAUUUGACAGCUGAUAGUGAUAGUAGCAAUGGCAAGGAAACUGACUUGCAAGAAACUAGUUUGGAGCAUAAUCUUCCUGACAGUCCCUUCGCCUCUGCUUCUUACACACCAAGCGUUGUUGAGGCUGACGAAUCAGAUGCCUCGACUGACAAUCAUUCUGCGGCUUCGUCCUUCGUUCCAACAUCGAACCUUACUGCACCACCCUUCAAAUCUUUCAACUGCCAGUACUCUUCUGGCCAUGGAGCCAUUGGAUUGUAUGCAAACACGGGCGGACCGACGUGCAGAGUCGUAAUUUAGCUUCCCCCUUAGCUCAUCAUAAAUUUGAAGAAGUGUUGCCAUAAUCACCAAAGGACCUGAGAAUCACCAUAACAAUAGUGUUUAUUUAAAAUAACAAAAAAUCAUAGGUAUGUUAAAGUCUCUAGAUGGAGCCACUGAACGAAGUUCUCGAUAAAAAGAAAACUCUUGCUGUCUGUUAGAGUUGGCGUUCUUUCGUUCAGUUCAUCCCGGGAAGUCUCCUGACAAAUGUGAAAAUGGGAGGUCAUUCUUCUAUGAAGAUUGUUGUUCUAGUAGCAGUAGGAGUAAGCUAGUUUUAGCUUUCAAUUUAAUUAGUGUUAGUUGAAGUGAAGACAAAAGUAAAAGAGAAGAAACAGUAAAAGAAGUGUAAAAUGGCAAAGAGAGACAUUGGAUUGAAUUGUAGUUUUGGCUGGUUUGGGCAUUGUAAUUCUCUUGCCAAUGUAAAUCUUACAAGCGGAAUUUCAAGAAAGCCAGCAUGUUCAAAGUUCAGUCUUCUUUGUAUAUCAAAACGUGUUGAUGAUUAAAUGAUAAUAGUCCUUUUUAUAUAUUCCUCAAUUGAAA
Molecule: messenger RNA, 2716 nt
Organism: Cucumis sativus (cucumber)
Lineage: Eukaryota; Viridiplantae; Streptophyta; Magnoliopsida; Cucurbitales; Cucurbitaceae
Product: zinc finger CCCH domain-containing protein 46
Exons: 10
Coding region: 272-2158 (628 amino acids)
Molecular function (GO): metal ion binding; RNA binding
Source: RefSeq, a predicted model, not a curated record